Messenger RNA from Symbiodinium sp. CCMP2456, 3413 nucleotides. NCBI's taxonomy places the organism in Eukaryota, Dinophyceae, Suessiales, Symbiodiniaceae. The record is from the annotation of a GenBank genome assembly.
AUGGAUGGAGAGGGCUGCCGCUGCGGCUCUGCAGGCACAUGGACCUUCCAUGUGGGGGCAACGCCAGGAGCGGGUAAGCGCCGGCGCUUGACAUCGCCCUCCAGGCACAGCUGGAAUCCCUUUGGCAAAGACAAGCACGCGACGUCACAGCAGAGCAUCGGUGGGUCAGUCUACACGGUGCGGGUCGACAACUCCUACGCCGUCCACCUGGCAGGUGCGAAGCUGCCUCAGCCGACGCCGCUGCCCGUAUUUCCCGCCCCGAUUGCGCUCCAGGUCAACGAUGCCCUGGUGGUGCCUUCGGAUCAGGAUGCGACCUGGCCACUGGCGGGACUGGCCCUGUUGUCUGACCAGACCGGCUCUACACUCAAACACCUCGGUGCUGGGCCCCUGCUCCUGAAUUUCAGCCAGGAGAACGAUGGCCUCGAGUUGGCCUUCUCCUCGAUCAUCCAGGCCCGUGAGAUUCGCAUCAUCGGCGCGAAGCACAUCACUCUCCGUCAGAAUGCCGCCAUCGAUGCCUCCGUGGCUUCGCUCGAGGCAUCGGAGGAAAUCAACGCUCACCAGGGGGCGCUCGGACAAGGGGAAGGGAUCUUCAGCCUCCGAGCCCAGAGGGUCCUGCUCGGCAGUGGGCGGCUCCGUGCGGCCUCCAUCGUCGUGGAGCAGGACCUUGUCUUGAAGCGUGGAAGCCGGCUGCAGUCAAGCCAGCGGCGUUGCGACCAGUUGCCCACCGCACUGACAGAUCCCUGUGGCACGCUCUUGGCAGCGCCUUUCCAGAACCAGACGCUUGCAGACAAUGUCAGCUUCGACAUCGUGCUUGCCAGCAGGCAAGGCAGCAUUGUGGUGGAGGAGGAUGCCGAAAUGUAUGCUGGCGCCUUCCUCCUGUGUGGCACCUCGAACAUCAGCGUGCGGGGCCUGGUCAGUGCGCACGGCCUGGGCUGUGCCCCCAACCGUGGGGAGGGCUUCGGCGCGGCACCGCAGGAACGCACACAGCGAUUGCGUGCAGAGGGCGUCUGCGGAGGGGGAGGUGGAGGUCACUGUGGCAACGGCGGUGACGGCGUGAGCAACAAAACGGGGAAGCGCUGUUCGGGAACGGGAGGCUUGAAGUACGAUGGCUGGUGGACGUCUGAAGUCGCCCGAAGUGCUAAGCCUUCGAGACUUCCGAGCUGGUCUGCAAGCGGCGGUGGUGGAAACACUGCCGGGGCCGGCGGAGGGAUCAUCUGGAUCCGGGCAGCUGUGCUGGAGAUGCCAUCCAACAGUACCAGCAUCUCCGCCAGUGGGGAGGAUGCACCCUCCCGGGCUGACGGAGGCCACGAGGGUUCCGGCGGUGGCGCCGGUGGCACCGUCAUCAUCAAUGCAACGGUCAUCAAUGGCAGUGGCAUGAUCAAGGCAGCUGGCGGCAGAGGAGGUGGCUGCGUAGGAGGUGGUGGUGGUGGCGGAGCCAUCGGCAGUGCCGGCCCGAAUGCCUCCGAGGCUUGGGCAGCCUUCACCGGCAGCCUGGAUGUCCAGGGGGGCAGCGGCGACGUGUCACUGUCCUGUGGCCGCCUGGUGGGCGAGAGGGGCUGUGCUGGAGAGCUACUGCAACUGGGAGUUUGCCGUCCCGGCCAUGCCGGCAUCUACUGUGCCGAGUGCUCGGCAGGUACCUACAACCCGCCACAGGCGCCAGAGAACCUUACGGCUUUGUUUCGCAUGUGCCUGCCAUGCAAGAACAAGCCGACCCAGGGCUACUACACAACCACAGGCUGGCUCAACGAGUCUUGCCCCUACGCCUGCCCGUCUGGCUUCCCUCCCGUGGAGGUGAAUCCGGACUGUGAUGAUCCCUGGAGCUACUACUUCGCCUUCUUCGGCGGUGUUUGGGGCGUCGUAGUCUUGAUCCUGCUGAUGGCGGUGAGCUUCGGCCUCCUCAUCUCCGCGAAGCGGGUCCAGACGCGGCGACGCUUGCAGUGGCUGCAGAAGCAGAGGCACACGGGACGCCAAUUCCUUGGGAUGAACGACGAAGCCAUGUUGCUGUUCGAGUCCUUGCGGGGGAGGCACCCCCUUGCGGAUCUUGACAUUGGUGGAGAUGGUGCUGUCCAUGCGAAUGUCGACGCCGUGAAUAGCCUCCGCAGCCGAACUGUGGGCGAAUCGCGACCGAGAUGGUUUCUGGGCUAUGUCGCGAGCAUCUGGCGGAAGAUUCGCCAGCGCAACCGCCGAGGCUCUGACAUGAAGGAGGCACACUUGCUGAACGUCGGCGAUUUGCCUCAUCACACCCAGCGCAUCUACCUGCAGGGAGAGAACUCUCCAAGGGAUCCCUGGCGGCUCUCGGCCCAACCUCCCGAGGAGCUACGCAGUCUGGUGGACGAGAACCGAUGGGCAGACUUCGCCGCGCAGGUGAAUGUCAGAUGUUUUGUAAGGAUGCGAUCCCAGCUGAUGGCGGAGGGCGUCCUGAGGUGGUUGUAUCUCCCUGUCGCCGAGUACAUCCGGUGGCACCUUCGAUUCUCCAGAGCCGCAGAUGUUGCAGCAUACGUGUGGUCGCUAAGCGAGGCGACGGGUGCGCAAGGAACUCUUUGGUCCCUGAGUAUCCCAAAUCCAAGUCGCUACGGCUUGAAAUUCGGUACAGACCGAGAGAUGACUCUCGCCUACGUGGAUGUCUUAGAUUACUCCAAGACCCUCGAGGACUGGGCCAUCAAGCCCGAUUUGCCCAUGGUGAUCACGGUCGCUGGGGAUGGGGAAUACACGGCCCCGUACCACUUGGACUACGCAGAUCCUUUCGUGCAGUCUGUGGGCCAAUAUCUGGGACGCCGGAUUUGGCACCAGGUACUUCUGCCUUUCAACCUCCUGGCGCGGCUUCUGCCGCCAAAUCCCACGGAAGAGGACCUCAGACCCUUGUUCAGAUCUAUGCAGCGGGUGUCUUCCCGAGUUCUGCUGCAGACGGACAUCGAGUGCCACGCCGUCCUUUUUGAAUCCUUGGUUCCAAAGACGAGCCACAAAGUCGGACGGAGGAGGCCUGGCCCCGAUGUGACGCCCGUGGGCAGACAAAGUUCCUGGGACAUCCAUGUGGAAGCCGCGAUGCAGAUCGAGUCGAAUCGUACAAGCAUUUCGGGCUUGAACUCCGAGCUGAAGACACCCUCAGGGAUCUUAACGCCAACGCAGCCGGUGGAGCACACCAUGCGACGAAGACUAGCGCUGGUACUGACUCAGCGGACCCAUCAUCCGUCUGCAUCGUCCAGAUUGUCAGCCCCACCAAGCACAGCCAAGCUUCGCGCUGUCAUGCCAGCCCCGUUGGCAUGCUUGGUCUCUCCGACGGAGUGCCUCAACUUUGUCCAGCACUCUCCCGGCUUUUGCCCAUCACCGAUGCCUGAUGUGCCAGAGCUCCCGGAGCUGAUGGAGCUGGAACGAAGUGGCUCUUCCACAUACCAAGACUUCGACAGCAUGCUGAG